CGCGAUCCCUGUUGGUCCUUCCCGCCCCCCUCCCCGUCCUUGCCGCCUCUCCUCGAUCUCGAUCCCGACCCGGGGCGACCAUCCCAGAACUCCCAUUACAGAGAGAAACUGCUUCGCCCCCCGGGACGGCAGUUGCGCUCCCGCCUACCUCCCCCUCCCCCUUCCCCCGCGCCCGCAGCGCUCGUACAUGCCCGCUGCCCUCCCCCUGGUCUCUUGCUCUGCCUGCCACCGCUCCCCCGCUUCCACAUUCGAAACCCUACUUCCCCUCGCUCCUUGCGCUCGGCCUCCUUUAUCUCCCUCCUCCUCUCUCCCAUCUCCAUCUUCCUACUCUCUCUCAUCUCCCCCACCUUCCUCCUCUCUCCCACCAUUUCCUUCUUCCUCCUCCCUCCGAUCUCCUCCUCCCUCGCCUCCGUCCCCUGCAUCAUCAUUUUCACCCUUUUCCAGGAAGAUUCAUCCACCUACAUCACCAUCCAGUCGAGCAGCAUCCGUGCAUUCCGUCCCGUGUCAUCAUCUUCAUCUUCAUCGUCAUCAUCAUCAUCAGCGACAUGGCCACCAUCGCCGACACAGCUAUGAGCGACGAAGUGUGGGAGACUUGUGGGAGGGGAGGAGGAGGAGGAGGGUGGUGGUAGUUGGAACAGAGAGCGUGGUGGCGGAGGAGGAGGAGGAGGAGCAGGAGGGGAGAAGGCUUGCUGGGAGCCAACAAGGAGUGGAAGAAGGGGGUAAAGCGCGAAGACCACCAUCGCCAUUUGCUCGUGCUCGUCACUGGACCAAGCUUUGCCAUUCCGUUUCGGGAAUUCUUUCCAUUUCGAGAAUGUAUCCCCGGGCAUCCGCAGGAGCUUCCAGUUUAUCAGGCAUGGACAUCGGCAUCGACACUCUCUUCUUCUUCAGGAAACCAAAUCGACGAAGACGGUGGACGAGCAUCAGAGUUUACGGCGGGGAGGUGGGGACUGUCACCGAUGAGCAUGAAUUAGGUUGUUCCCCUUCCUGCACUUCUCCAUCUCCCUCCUCCUCCUCCUCCCUCCGCACCACCAUCACCUGUCAUUCAAUGUCAUUGAUCCCGAAGUUGUGUGUAGACGAAGGUCUCGUGGAUCCAGUGGCUUUGAAUUUGCAAAGUGCGAGCUGUGAGGACUGUGUCAAUACCGCCUCCACCACCAUCACUUCCUCCUCCACCUCCACCUCCAUUUCCUCUUCCUCGUGCGCCUCUUCUUCUUCCCUGUCCUCCAUCCAGCUCGCUUCAUCAACGGUGCCCCUGCAGAUCCUGCCACAAAUUGCUGUUGUCUGUGACAAAAUUGCAGACCGCGCAGCCGUAGUAGGGAUAGAGGUUUGCAACAGUCCACCAAUGGAGCAGGAGGUUCUUCCUGUUGCUGUGAGUGGCAUCCAGGGUACCACAGACCCCACUAGUACGAGUGUUCAAAAGCGUGCUAGAGAGAAAGAGGGGGAAGAGGAAUUGCAGAUCCUGCCACAAAUUGCUGUUGUUAGUGACAAAAUUGCACACCGCACAGCCGUAGCGGGGAUAGAGAUUUGCGCCAGGCCACCGAUGGAGCGGGAGGUUCUACCUGUCGCUGUGAGCAGCAUCCAGCGUACCACAGACCCCACCAGUAUGAGUGUUCAAAAGAGUGCCAGAGAGAAAGAGGAGGAAGAGGAGUUGGCGGGAAUGCAGGAAGACCUGGCAAAAAGGAAGUUGAGUGGGUUUUCAAUGCGACUGGCACAAGGAGAUGAGCAACUAUGGGUACCUCGAAGACGAAGCUGGAGCUAUGGUGCUGCAGAGAGACGACUUAGGGCCGAAGCUAUAGCCCGUGCUCGAGCAGCGAGCGUGAGGACAGCAGCAGAUGUUGCACAAGAGUUAGCAGUAGCUAACGCAGCAGCAAGGCAAGCUGCGGCAGCAGCAAUGGCUUCCGCGGCAGCAACCAAUGGUGCCACCUCGUCUGCCACUCAGUUGGGCAUGCCCACUGGGUCCGCGGGUAGUUCCAGUGUCGCAGGUUCUAGUCACUCCACCAGUCAAAUGGCGGGCUCGCAGUUAAGCCCAAUGACCCCACGGCAGCGGGAGUUGAGGGAACUCCAGCAAGUUGAAAGGAUUCGCACUAGGCUAGAGAGGGAACUAAAGGAAGCUGCUAAUAGAGAAAAUGAGAUUAGAGAUAGGACAAUCAGAUUGGAAACGGUAGAGGCCGACAAAACUGCACUAGAGGCAAUGGAUGAGUCAACAAUGAACGACGAUGUAAGAGUGUUGAGGUCUAGCUUGUUGUCGUUGCAUGCACAUGUAGACAGGAGGAUGGACUUCAUGCAGGACACUCUGGAUCAGAUAUUGGCUCAGUUGCAGCAGCUAGGACCAAGGCUGCCAACAGUUGCAAGAUCGUCGCUCCCUAUGUCGGCAAUGAUAGGCACCUACCCCCAUGCUGGCACACAACCAAGCGGUUCAUCAGCAGCAACGUCUCAGACUGUUGCUUCUACUUCUUCCGGUCCUGCGGUGGCAGCUACUCCACCACCGCAACAGCAAUCUGUUCCACCACAGGGACAGCAGCAAGGCCCAUGGUACCCAAAGACCCCAAUGAAACCACCUGUCACCUUCUUUGGUGAGAAGAAGGACGAGGAGCUCAACACAUGGUUGAGAACGGUUCCAAUGUGGGUAAGGGCAAAGAGGACUUUGCAAGAGGAGGAAGUGAUUACUGCUGCAUCUUACCUUGAGGGUAAGGCAACCAAAUGGCUAGACGGGAUUAUAGCGAAAGCUGGGUUUGGAAGACGCAUGGCAGAUUGGGCUAAGACCAUGACGUUAGAUGAAUUCAUAGACAUGGUAGAAGCUCGCUGGCAUAAUCCGCAGCAGGCACAGAUUGCCACUGACACCAUAAUAAGACUAGACCAGCGAUGGUACAAGUCCGUUAGGGAGCUUACGACUACCGUGGAGAAUCUCAUCGUAGUCCCAGGCAUUUGCUAUGAUGACCAGGUCUUAUUGACCAUGUUCGUGAGAUGUCUCCCAGAGAAUCUCAGAACACAGUUGGCCAGCGAGGCACGCCUCGAGUAUCACACUUUUGCGUCCUUCUCUAGAAAGGCCCUAGAUUUAGAGGCUACUCUAGGAAGUGCUCAACCUACCACUCCAGCAGAUGGGACGAAGAAGAAGAGUCCACAGGAAUGGAAGAAGAAGGGGAGUAAAGUGAUGAUGGUUGAGUCCGAUGGAACUCAAACUGAGAUCGAGGAACUCACAGACCUGUUGGACAAUUCAGAGUAUGACGGCGAGGAGAUCGCUGAGGGUAGCACCCUCGCCGCAGUUGUAAAGGCUAAGGCAGGUGGCCGAGGGAAGGGCCAUCAAAAGAGUCAAGGGCAGGCCGCCUCCAAUCAGACCAAAGUUGCUGAUUGGGUCAAGGCAGGUCUUGAUCAAGAUGUGUGGCGGGACCGAAGAGUGCGUGGUGCUUGCAUCAACUGUGGGAAUCAUCCCGAAGCCAACGGACAAGCCGAGCAGAUGAACAGAGUUGUACAAGACCUGCUGAGGCAUUACAUCAAGCCCAGCCAGGAUGACUGGGAUGAGAAGUUGCCUCUCAUCGCCAUCCUGUACAACAACGCUGUACACAGCAGUACCGACGUUAGUCCUAAUCAGCUACGCUUGGGAUGGAAGCCUAGAUCAGCUCUGGACUUCCUCCUGCCUGAAAAUCGACCCUCUGCAACUCCAGGCACAUUUGAGUAUGGUGUGCAGUAUGAGAAGUUGCUACAGCAAGCUGUCGAACACAUCAAGAAAGCUCAACAAGCAAUGAUUGCUUAUGAGAACAAACAUCGUCGGCAGUCCACAUUUCAGGUAGGGGAACGUGUCUGGGUCAAGGCUAGUGAGUUAGGACAGGAAUUCGGAAUCUCUCGCAAACUAAUGCCUCAGUAUUUUGGUCCAUGGGAAGUCCUGGAUAUAGUUGGGGAUGAGAUGGAUGGUCCUACCUAUGUUAUCCGUAUCCCUGGUCACUUACGCACUCACCCUGUCUUUCAUGCCUCAAAGCUUGCACCUUUCGCUGAGACAGAUCAAUUCCCUUCAAGGAGAUCAAUGCUGCCCCCAACCAUGGAUGGUCAAGUGGACAUCGACGACAUUGUGGAUCACAGAGAUCUGCCUGUUCCAAAGCCACUGGGUAGAGGAAGACCUCCAAAACCCAAACGGGAGUAUCGCGUCCGAUUCAGGCAUCAUACGGAUCCGAAGGAAGAUGGGUCAUUCACCAGAGAGGAACUGACUGACACAACUCCUCAAGUGGUGGCAGAGUAUGAGAGAAUGUUAAAAGGGAAGGCACCUGCGAAGUAAGCAUCUCAGCGGACUUUCGAAGCU
Chara braunii is the source of this 4288-nucleotide messenger RNA. NCBI's taxonomy places the organism in Eukaryota, Viridiplantae, Streptophyta, Charophyceae, Charales, Characeae. The record is from the annotation of a GenBank genome assembly.